Molecule: messenger RNA, 484 nt
Organism: Hemiscyllium ocellatum (epaulette shark)
Lineage: Eukaryota; Metazoa; Chordata; Chondrichthyes; Orectolobiformes; Hemiscylliidae
Product: retinol-binding protein 1-like
Exons: 4
Coding region: 1-408 (135 amino acids)
Biological process (GO): fatty acid transport
Cellular component (GO): cytosol; nucleus
Molecular function (GO): fatty acid binding
Source: RefSeq, a predicted model, not a curated record
AUGCCAGCAGAUUACAGUGGUACGUGGGAGAUGAUUGAAAAUAACAAUUUUGAUGGCUACAUGAAAGCUUUGGAUAUUGACUUUGCCACCAGGAAGAUUGCUCUUCACCUCAAACAAACAAAAGAAUUCAAACAGGAAGGGGACAAGUUUAUCACUAAAACCCUAAGUACCUUCAGAAACUACAACCUGGAUUUCACAAUUGGAGAGGAAUUCGAGGAAUGCACAAAAGGCUUAGAUAACAGAACAGUCAAGACGCUGGUGCAGUGGGAUGGGGACAAACUGGUCUGUGUCCAAAAAGGUGAGAAGGCUAACAGAGGCUGGAAGCACUGGAUUGAGGGGGACAAACUGCACUUGGAAUUAACGUGUUGCGAUCAAGUGUGCCAUCAGAUUUUCCAGAAAAAGAAUUAAAAUGAGUGAUGCACAUAUUUGUAAAUCAGCAAAGAUCUGGAAAUAUUUCUUACAUGCAGCAGAUCCUGCCCAAUGU